AUGUUCUGUAAGCAUGCGAAUAAAAAGCUCAAAAAUUUCAGAUACUUUGCUGCUGCUGCGUUUGUGCUGUGCACGAAUGUAAUAGGAAAACAAGCUCUGGAAGCUCGUUUCAUUACCAAAGAUGAUUUCGAUGAUGGUGUUGGUUACGUAUACCAGAUCAAUGAUAGCAUUUAUGGUUCGUUCGGUUGUGUGCUAAUGAACUCUCAUCUGGAGACAAGUUUAUGUAUUUUCAUUUCUUUUUUCCAGGACGUCGCCGAUGCCCCACAGCACUUCGGCACUGUGUUGGGCGCUUCACUCCAACCUGGCGAUGUCGCACAAUCACUUAUUCGUUGUCGUCAACUAUGUGUUGGUGAUUGGCUACUCUGGAGAGAUGCUGGAGCGUACACGAUGCCGCUCGAUGCCGAACAUGCGGUACCGCCGGUGUAUUAUUUUGCCGGCGUUGAUAAGUGGUAAGU
This is a messenger RNA of Strongylus vulgaris, 455 nucleotides long. The record is from the annotation of a GenBank genome assembly. NCBI's taxonomy places the organism in Eukaryota, Metazoa, Nematoda, Chromadorea, Rhabditida, Strongylidae.